AUGUCCCCCACGACAGCCCUCCAAGGCCGCCUGAAAGAGCUCUCAGCCGCCCAGGCAGAUAUCCGGCCCCUAGUGACCCGCCUGCAUGAUUUUACAGCCUCUAUUGGACAGGGCGACGAAGCGCGCUUAGAGCUCGGCGCCGAAAUACACUCCCGACUGAAAGAUGCCGAACAAGAGUUGGAGCUAUUGCGAGUGGAACUCGAGGCCUUGGGGAUUGGAAAUGAUACAAGGAAAAAGGUUUCUGCUGUGCAUGGGGAAAGAGAGGCUGAAAAGGAGCGAAUUGUCGCAAUGGCGGGGCGUUUAGCUGAGGAUCUUAAGAGGACCCGAACUGACUUCCGAAACGCUCAACUACAAGCCAAGCGUAAUGCGGAGCUGGCCAAGCGGAAGGAGAAAGAUAUUCUGCUGUCCAGAUCCAGUACUUCUGAGCAGAAACAACCUUCGGAGAAGCUUACUCAUGACGACCUUGUUCUGAAUGCCUCUAAUGAUGUUACAUCGGCUUUGCGCCGAACUCAUCAACUGAUGCAAUCGGAGCUAUCUCGCAGUCAAUUUGCUCAAGAAACCCUUGAUCAAUCGACGGCCGCAAUCUCAUCACUAUCCGAGUCUUAUAGUGGCCUCGACACACUUCUCUCUUCAUCACGCAGUCUUGCUAAUUCCCUUCUUCGCUCUCAAAAGUCCGAUACUUGGUAUCUGGAAACUGCAUUUUAUAUCUUGAUCGCGACUAUUAGCUGGCUUCUCUUCAGGCGGGUGUUCUACGGGCCACUUUGGUGGUUGGUAUGGCAGCCUCUGAAACUGGUCGCCCGAGUUCUGUUUGCGACGACUGGCGCGGUUGGUCUUUCCAGCACGGCUGUCCAGUCUGUUUCAGGGUCGCUUUCCAGCGGGCUCACUUCGGCCAUCCAAGACACGGCCACGGCGGUUGUGACUGGGACCGUGACCCCAGGGAGCACUGCUUGGGACCACGAGCCCUCCGCACCAAUCGAUAGUGACCGUGUUAUUGAUAAGAUUGGACAAAUGGUAGAGGAGGAAAAUUACAAGGGCGUGGAUAUCGACGAUAUCACACCAGAAGAACGAGCGCGGCAGGAAGAACUCCCUCGAAACCCGAAAAAGCGGAUGUUUGAGGCUGAAGUUGAAGAGCAAAGCUCUCUCGGGAUCAUGGCUGCCUCAUUCUUCAAUAACAAAGCCCGUGCCGCAGCUGUCGCGGCAUCCAGCAGCUCCAAGUCCAAGGCCGGCGAAAACAAGGAAGACUCAACUCGACUCCAGCCAUGGGUUGAAAAAUACCGACCUAAGUCUCUCGACGAUGUUGCCGCGCAAGAACACACCACCAAAGUCCUCCAGCGCACCCUUCAAGCUUCAAACCUUCCCCAUAUGCUGUUCUACGGACCCCCGGGAACAGGUAAAACCUCCACCAUCCUCGCCCUCGCCAAGUCCCUCUUCGGCCCCGCCCUCUAUCGCUCCCGCAUCCUAGAACUGAACGCCUCCGACGAGCGAGGCAUCGGCAUCGUCCGCGACAAAGUAAAGAACUUCGCUCGUGCCCAGCUCUCACAGCCAACAGGAUUAGAUGCUGCCUACCGCGCCCAGUACCCAUGCCCACCAUUCAAGAUCAUCAUCCUCGACGAGGCAGACAGCAUGACACAAGACGCGCAGUCCGCGCUGCGUCGCACAAUGGAGACAUACAGUCGAAUUACCCGUUUCUGUCUUGUCUGCAACUAUGUCACACGCAUUAUCGAGCCACUCGCAAGUCGAUGCAGCAAGUUCCGCUUCAAGAUGCUGGAUAAUAGCGCUGCGGGCUCGCGCGUGGCUAAUAUUGCCGAGCAGGAAGGCUUGGAGCUUGAGGAUGGUGUUGUUGAUACACUUAUUCGGUGCGGUGAGGGUGAUUUGCGUCGUGCAAUCACUUACUUGCAGAGUGCGGCGCGUCUUGUUGGCGCUGCGAAUGCUCCGAGCAAGGAUGCUGAUGAUGAUGCCGAGAUGACUGAUGCGGGAUCUAGCCGUCUCAUUACUAUUAAGAGUAUCGAAGAGAUUGCUGGUGUUGUGCCGGAUAGUAUUAUCGACUCGCUUGUUAAGGCUAUGCAGCCUACCAGCGGGGCUUCGGCAUAUGAGGCUGUGUCGAAGGUUAUUACGGAUCUUGUGGCGGAUGGUUGGAGUGCCACGCAGGUUCUUGGACAGCUCUACCAAAACGUCGUUUUCAGCGAGACUAUACCUGAUAUUCAGAAGAACAAGAUCGUCAUGCUCUUCUCUGAGAUGGACAAGCGGCUUGUUGAUGGAUCUGACGAGCAUCUUUCCAUGCUAGAUCUGACGCUACGGAUCGCUGGUAUCCUCCGUGGAAACUGA
Molecule: messenger RNA, 2325 nt
Organism: Penicillium brevicompactum
Lineage: Eukaryota; Fungi; Ascomycota; Eurotiomycetes; Eurotiales; Aspergillaceae
Product: Sec20
Exons: 7
Coding region: 1-2325 (774 amino acids)
Biological process (GO): DNA-templated DNA replication; retrograde vesicle-mediated transport, Golgi to endoplasmic reticulum; DNA repair
Cellular component (GO): DNA replication factor C complex; nucleus
Molecular function (GO): ATP binding; DNA clamp loader activity; DNA binding
Source: RefSeq, a predicted model, not a curated record